GGUGACGUGCGGGGCGGCGAGCGGCGAUGCCCGCAGUGCCGGCGCCGGCUGCGCCAGAGGCGGGGUGAGGCGGAGCCAGCGCGGCCGGGCCGGGGGCAUGGAGUGGGCCGCCGUGCCCAGCGCCGACAGAAGCCAACAGUAGAAACUGCCUCCUGUGGCUAACUUUUCAGGAACAACCUUAACAACAGACCAGUUAUGAUCUACUUUCAUAAGUGAGCUGCAUUGGCUUUUUGGAGUGAACAUACAAUAAUGAGCGGUGCAGCUUUGGGCAUUGAGAUAGUAUUUGUUUUUUUUCUGGCUUUAUUCCUACUUCAUCGAUAUGGAGACUUUAAGAAACAGCAUAGGCUUGUAAUUAUAGCAACAUUGUUGGCUUGGUAUCUCUGCUUUCUGAUUGUGUUUAUAUUGCCUCUGGAUGUUAGUACGACCAUAUAUAAUCGGUGCAAACUUGCUGUUAACUCCAGCCCUCCAGAAAGUAACAACAAUGGAACUUAUACUACCCCUGCUCCAAGGAAACAGAAGUGUUUCAAGCCAUGGAGUUACAUCCCUGAUGGAAUUAUGCCAAUAUUCUGGCGUGUAGUAUAUUGGACAUCACAGUUCUUAACAUGGAUUUUGUUACCUUUCAUGCAGUCGUAUGCAAGGUCAGGAGGAUUCUCCAUUACUGGGAAGAUUAAAACUGCAUUGAUAGAGAAUGCAAUCUAUUAUGGCACAUACUUGCUGAUUUUUGGAGCCUUUUUGAUAUAUGUGGCUGUAAACCCACAUUUCAAUUUGCAGUGGAACCAGCUUCAGACCAUUGGAAUAGCAGCUGCCAACACAUGGGGUCUUUUCCUCCUUGUGUUGUUGUUGGGGUAUGGCUUGGUGGAAAUUCCCCGUUCACACUGGAAUGGAGCAAAAAGGGGCUACCUUCUCAUGAAGACCUAUUUCAAGGCUGCCAAACUGAUGACUGAAAAAGCAGAUGCAGAGGAGAACUUGGAGGAUGUUAUGGAGGAAGUCCGUAAAGUAAAUGAGAGUAUCAAGUAUAAUCAUCCUUUGAGAAAAUGUAUUGAUACAAUAUUGAAAAAGUGUCCUACUGAGUAUCAAGAAAGAAUGGGCAGGAACAUGGAUGACUAUGAAGACUUUGAUGAAAAGCAGAACAGUUAUCCGAGUGAGAAAAGUCUGGUCAAACUUCACAAACAGGUGAUUUAUUCAGUUCAGAGGCACCGUCGUACACAAGUCCAGUGGCAAAUUCUUUUAGAACAAGCAUUCUAUCUAGAGGAUGUGGCAAAAAAUGAAACCAGUGCAACUCGUCAGUUUGUACAUACUUUUCAAUCCCAGGAACCUGAAAACAGAAUUGUGCAAUACUUCUACACGCCGACUGUUGAGUGGUACUGGGAGUGUCUCCUGCGACCAUGGUUUUGCAGGAUUCUUGCCAUUGUUUUGGCUGCUUUCUCUAUAAUUGUUGUAUGGUCAGAGUGCACAUUUUUCAGCACUAGGCCUGUUUUGUCCCUGUUUGCAGUGUUUAUACAACUGGCAGAAAGAACAUACAACUAUAUUUAUAUAGAGAUGGCUUGCUUCCUUACCAUCUUCUUCUUAAGUAUCUGUGUUUACUCUACUGUCUUCCGGAUCCGUGUGUUUAAUUAUUAUUACUUAGCUUCCCACCAUCAAACGGAUGCAUACAGUCUCCUUUUCAGUGGCAUGUUAUUUUGCCGUCUUACUCCACCACUGUGUCUGAAUUUCUUGGGUUUGACUCACAUGGAUUCAUCAAUCUCUCACAAAAACACUCAAGUAACUGCAUAUACAUCGAUAAUGGGCUCUAUGCAAGUGUUAUCCUUCAUUGCAGAUGGAUUUUAUAUAUACUAUCCCAUGCUGGUUGUCAUUCUCUGUAUUGCCACUUACUUCAGUUUAGGAACUCGCUGUCUGAAUCUUCUGGGAUUCCAGCAGUUCAUGGGAGACAGUGAAAUGACUUCUGACUUAAUUGAUGAAGGAAAAGAAUUAAUCAGAAGAGAGAAAAGAAAACGGCAACGGCAAGAAGAAGGAGAAAACAGAAGAAGGGAAUGGAAAGAACGAUAUGGAAAUAGAGAAGAUUCUACCAGAAACAGAAAUGUUCACACAGAUCAAAAAGAAUCUAGUUUCUCAGAGCCCAGCACAAAUAGACCACUGUCUAAAUACACCAGGUCAAAUGGCAAGACUGAGAGGGAUAGAAUAGAACUUCUCCAAGAUGCAGAACCUUUGGAUUUUAAUGCAGAUACUAUUACUGAUGAUCCCCUUGAAUCAGACUCAGGAAGGUAUCAGCCUGGUGGAAGGUAUUUGUCAAUGUCACGAAGUAGAAUAUUUGAUGACGUCUAAAUCCAACAGUGCUUCAGAAAAGUUAUUGGAAAUAAGUCUCUCAUUCAUUAUUUGAAAAAUACUGUAAUUGUAACAUCUCUGAACCAAAAAUGCCCUCUCCUUUCAAAAAAUAAAAAAGGAAGAAUGAAGGAACAAACAAACAUUUUAAAAUCCACCUUGACUAACUUUACCAGUCUACAAUGAACAAGAAUAUGUUUCUGCUGUUAACAGGUAUUACACAUCUGUGUGCUAGGUUGUUUUUCUCCCCUGUCAUGACUAGGAUGACAGAAAUCAAUUUCCCUUAAGUGAUAGAAUAGACUACAUUUUAUAUGUACAAAUAGGGCUCAAUUUACAUUUUUAUCUCAAAUUUUACUGCUGAUUUUUCCUUUCUUGAAAUAAGGAAUUGAUAAGAUACUCUGAGAGAAAUCUAAUGCAUCCUAAGUGCAGUUAUAUCUAUUACUGUAGUAAAUACUCUGGAACAGCUUUCUGUUUGAACUUUAAGCUUCAUCCAAGGUCCACUGAAAUCAAUGAGAAGUCCGCUAUUGACUUCAGUGUCCUUUGAAUUAGGCCUUUUAUGAGUACGAGAGAUUGAACAGUAAUUUUGUACAAAACACAGUGGCAUAAGAUGUGAAGGGGCUUGCACAUCAGUCAUAGAACUUAGAAAUUUUUUUCCUCUUUCAACACUACCUGCAGAUGGCAUCGGCGUAUGUAAAUAAUUCAGAUUCAACAUAGACAGGUACUUUCAUUAUCACUGUCAUAUAAGCAUGUGUGCAAUAACAGGAAUGCAUCCUCUGGGUAUGGUGGCUGUUUAAGAUAUUUUGUUUACAGUAGUAAGAUGAAAACCUUGGCACAUUGGUCUUGUAGGUAUAAAAAAUACUUAAUGUGAAAUUUGAAUAAAAUUUUAAAUGUUACAAUUUUGCACUUAUUUAUAGUACAGUUUAAAACGCUGAAGCUUCACUUUGAAAUAAGUGAACAAUGUAGCGUGAUUAGUUAUUGGUAAAUAUUUUUGACAUCCCAACUCUACUGCCUUGUAUAAGGUAUCUGUCCAUUGAGGUGCCUGUGUUUUACAGUAAGUAGUCUGUCUGUCUGCAAAAAGAAAUAAAAAAACUUGUUCAUUCAAUUGCCAUUCAAAAACCUGCCAACCAGAAACAGUGUAAAAAUGCUUAAAUUUAAUAAUCAGUGUAGGUAGGAAUAUUUUAAAACCAUAGUUGGUUGAAUGAAUUUUAAAGCAUUAGGUAGAAGGUGUGGUAGUGUUACUAUUACGGAGGAGAGAGAUACCAAUUUAAUUUUGCUUUGUUUGUAAUUUUAAGUUGCACUUAAUUUUUUUUUUUGCGGGGGGUGAGGGCGGGGGGUUAAUUGACAUUUUUACCACACUAAGUUGUUUUUUUUUUCCUCGUGUGCACUUACUGCACAGCAGUGAUGAAAACCAAAAUAGAAGUUAAUGUCAUUUUUUUUCUCUUGAACACUUGAACAAUGCAUGAUUUUAAUUCAGAAUCCUGAUCUCAGAUAUGUGCUCUGUUCCUACUGAAAUUAGGAGACAUUUGCAGUGAUUUAAGUGUAUUAUUUCUGGACCACUUCUCAGAGGACUUUAUUUCAAAGGUCAUUGUUGAGUACCUGUAUGAUGCAAGACAGUGUCAUAUAAAGAUACUAGACACAAAGGGCUCCUAUACAUGUGCAGGGAGCAGACACGAUUAAUUGAGUCUGCUGGAACAUGGUAAUUACCGUGCUUCAGCAGACUCCAGCAUCAUGUGUAUCAGCGUCCCUGUGCUGAAGAACGAUGGUGUGGCACUUUAGAGCUUUUUUGAGCUUUAGUUCAAAGCACCCUGCUGCGAUUUUUUUAGCGUGGGGGCAUCAAUACACAUGAAGCUUUUGGAGCUGUGCUAAUUAAAGCACCCCUCCGCCUGCCAGAGCAUAUCUAUAAACACCCUAACAGUAGAACCUAGAAGCAGGACAACUACAUUAAUGCAGUACUAUCCUGGGCUAAUAAGCCCAACUUCUCAGCAGAGCUGCUUAGCACGCAUAGCAUUGCACAAGGUGGGUGUGCUGUGCUGGUUCCAGAGCUAGCAUGGGAUGCCUUUACAUGGCAUUGCCUUGUGCCUGAUGGACAUACCCUGGUAAACUGAGGAGUUCCUGUUUGUGGUGUGUAUGGCAUACGUUUGAAAUCCAGAUCAUGUGUACCCUGGAAGACUCUGUGGUGACUGGAGCAUUUGAUGAUAGCACCACAAACUGGAAGCUAAGCAACUGAGAAGGAGAGAAAUUUUAUUGAGACCUGCAAACUGAUAUGGUAGUAACUAACUCAAUAAAAUUUGAGAUGUAUGAUCUGUAAUGCAUUCUACUUAUACCUCUCUUCCAGUUAAGGUAGGAUUAUUCACAAUGUACAUGCUUAAAACCCAAGAAAUAUUUCAGCAGAGCUAUGGGUUACUACAUUUGGAUUUCCCUUUUUUAUUAAAAGAAAAAAAAAGAUCUGAGAUUUUAUUAAUCUAGAUGCUUGAAGUUUAAAAAUAAAACUUCAUAAAAAGGGCAAAAAGCACAAGUCCUUCAGCAAUGCUUUGUAAAUUGCAUUUGAAAGAAAAAGUUUCUCUUUUGCUAUUGGUGAUGAUGAAGGGAAGGACUUUAUUCCUGUUGCUCAUGAAUGUCCUGAUCCAGAUGUCACAUUUCGGCAUAGUUAAUGGAGCUUGAGCCUGCUUUGGCUCUCAUGGAAGUAGACUGAAUAUUUGCUAAUGAUUUCAUAGGAAAUGCAAUGAAAUGCUUGUAUAGAAAAAUGAGCUAGCCCUGUGUCUGGACUUCCUAGUGACAUUUUUCAAAGCAUUUAGCAAAGCUAUUUGUGUAAUUUAACACUAAUCAGAUUCCAGUGACUAACACAAAUACAGAUGUGGAAAUUCAGCCCUUAACUGAGGCAGAAAUGUUUAGGCUUUAUCAGGGUAUGGUACUGUGAACAAAUUAGUGGUUUUCUAUCGAGCAUCAGAGUAAAACUUUUCAUUUUGUUUAUUGACCCCUAAAAAUAAGAGCUUAAGAGGAUGGUGGUUGUAUUGAAGUGGUUUUUAAUUCCCAGAUUUCAAGUGUUAUCCAGGUAAAUGGAAUGAGAUCUUGGCUCUAGAGAAGUCAGUAGAAAAAUUCUCAUACACUAGAAUGGGGCCAGGAUUUCACCACGAGCCUUUAAUCCUGAUUAAUUAUUAAAUGAUAUUUAAUUUAUAUUCAGAAUUUGAACUGUGAUGCAACACCACAAAUGAUAGAAUUUGAUAGAAAGCACAACUACGUGAGUUCAUUAAAAUGUAUCUGCACCACAGACACUGCUGUACUGCAGCUCAUGCUAACUUUAAAAUAGCAGACAUGGGAACUGGUAAUGGUGAAGGUAUGGUAGUACAGAAAUUAUGGCUAAUGCCUUGAAUAUAUUCCUAGUUUCUCAGGCCAGUUUUGCAGUUCAUGCUGAGUUCUGUGCUCUGAUGUUAGCGGUGUAUAGCUGCAACAGCAAGUUAGUUUUAAGCUAUCAUAACUGAGCUGUCAUCAUUGCUGUGAUUGUAACAUAGAAAGGCCCCCCAAAUAAUUUCUUGUGCUUAGUACUCAACCAUACACCCAUGUACUUGUUUAUGUGGUGCACCUAAAAACAUUUAAAAAAAUAAUUACCUUGUAAACUGCACUAUGGUUUUGGAGGCUGAAAAAUAAUAUAUAUUUAUGCUGCCAGUUUGUCAUCAUAUUUAUAUGAAACUGAAACAUGUAAAUUAUAUUUUUCUUAAACUUCACUGUAUUCAAUUAAAUUAAAUUCCGUGUGAGGUAUCCUUCCUAUCUCUUAUCCUGUUUGUCACACUUUCCUCUAAUGUGACAUUUUCCAAAUAUAGCAAGCUAAGUACAGAUUGGGAUGCUUUCAUGUCAGGGGUUGUAAUCCAUGAGAAGUCUGAGUAAGCUUUGAAAAAUUGGAAUGCAGAAUUUAGCUGCACAAAGAAUCCAGUGUUGAUGUUGGUCUAUUUUUAAAUAAACUUGCUGUUUCUAUUAGAUUUGUAAUUCUGUAUUGUCAGGCAUUUAGAUGUAUAGAAAAACUGCAUUUUGAAGUACAUUCUGGGCACCUUACUGAAAUUGGGUCCAACUUGAAGCAUUCAGAGGAAGGGAAACUUAAAAUUUUGGGGGAAAUAAUUAACUUUUUUUUAAAAUUGUGUACUGCUGUAGUAAAUGUUUAGAAAGAAACACAGCAUGUUUUAUUACUUAUGUACAGGUUUCAAGUACUAAUGAAGAACCUCAGCAGAAUUUUUUACUGCUGUUAGUCUCAUGAUUGCAGAAUCAUUAACCUGUUCUGCAUUUCUUGCUGAUCAAAUAAUAUUCUUGUUAACUAAUUAGUUAUGAUUACAGUAUUAUUAGGAAUGAGUAAAAGCUGCUCUCUUCAUCAAUAUGUAGUUUUACUAUCGUAGAUGAGAGAGAAGAUACUAUGAGGGGGAGACUGAGUGCAUAUGUCAGCACGAGAACUGCAGCUCCCAUUGUGCUCUGCGCUGUGCAACACGUGCACAGUUAGUUAGCCUCCUUUUCCUCAGCCACGUGGAGCUGAGCGUGCAUGGCUCGCCUGGCUGCACGCUGAGCAGCACCGUUGUGCAGCUGCUGUCUCCGGCCUCUGCAAAAUUAGUUUGAGGGGGAUAAGCCUCUCCAAUCCCCAGCCUUCCAUCACCACCUAUGUUUGUUAUACCACAGAGCCCCAAUGACUAUUUGUAUGUUUGAAGCUCAAAAAAAUGUGAUUUCAUUAUUCUCUAAUUAUGGUAAUGUGUAUUUUUAAUUAAUUAAACUUGGAAUGCUGUAAGUGUUAUGGGGGGGGGGGGAGGAAGUACACGGUUAACUUCUAAUUUUCACCAUUACUGUUAAUUACUUGAGAGAGAAAUUUUUGAACUUGAAAUAUUUUACAGAAUAAUGGCCUAUGAAAGAAUUCUUUGUAAUGAGUAAAUCAAGUGUAUACAUCCUAACAAUUAACAAAAACACUAGUUUUGAUGCCAUAUACUGUCUUCUAGGUUUUAAAAGUUGCUUUAAUGCAAGAGUCAUUAAUCUUUACAGAAUAAUUUAGACAGACAAUUUGUAAGACGUCUGAGAUUUUUAAAUUUCCCUUUCUCUAAUGCACUCUGUGGGAAUACAUACUGCUCUGCAGCAGUAUUAUGCCAGUACUACAUGUGCCUCUAGCCAAUUAAACUAGUCUGAGGUUGAAACACUCCUACAUUUCUUCAUCGUCUUAAUACGAACCAACAAUUCACAGCCCCCUUUCUCUACAGCCUUACACCCCCCCCAAAAAAAAAAACUGUACCAGAACCCCUGUUCCACUUAGAUAAUUACUAAUAUGUAUAUAUGAACUGUUAACACUAAUUAAGCUGUAUUAUGUUUAGUCUCAUUUUGUGUCAAUCAAAGCAAGGUACACAAUAACAUUUGAUAGUUUUAAACUUUUAGAAAACGUAUUAAGAAGCAUCCUCAUUGAUUUAAUGUGUCUGUUUUAACAUCUUUAUAACAUGUAAAUAGUGACUACUUGGAUCAUUAUUUUGGGACCAUGUCAUACUCGUAGAAAGUAUAGCAGUUGGUAUCUAUCUUUUUUUCCUCAAGGGUUCCUAAUGUAACAAUUUCAUUUCUCAUUGAAGUAUGUGGAAGGUAAUGGAAUUAAUUUUGUUUAUACAAUUUUAGUAAGACAAGACCUUAUUCCACUUUCAAAUGUGCAUCAAGAAUAGUCUGUAGGAGUGUUGCUUAUGGAUAGGCUAGCUUCUUUUGCCUUAUGAUACAGGUAUGGGAGUGCAUAAUACCUUGCUCAGAUGCUUACUGAAUUGAUUUUUUUUUUCUGUGUAGCAUUAUUAAAUUAUUGAUGUUCUGGAUAUAUUUUUUGAAUUGUAUAUAUGACUGUCUAGCAGAAUGGAAGGUUGUUUGCAUGAAAUAAAUAAUUUCUGCAAUCCUA
Alligator mississippiensis (American alligator) is the source of this 8206-nucleotide messenger RNA. It is a transcript of the gene LMBRD2, whose product is annotated as LMBR1 domain containing 2. Gene Ontology annotation, cellular component: membrane. Gene Ontology annotation, biological process: adrenergic receptor signaling pathway. The record is from RefSeq and is a predicted model, not a curated record. Lineage: Eukaryota; Metazoa; Chordata; Crocodylia; Alligatoridae. The transcript is spliced from 19 exons. The coding region runs from base 250 to 2322 and encodes 690 amino acids.